AUGUGCCUCAUUCUCAGGUUUUUGUUUCCUGGCGAGAACCAGCUGUUUACCAGCGAUACGAUCUGGGAGCUCGGUCCCGUGUUCACAGAGAAUUGGCUGACCAAGCCGGUCGCUGCCCUCGCAAAGGGUCAAUCUGCCAACGAACAAAGGGUGCAGAACAAAGUCGCGGUCCGUGCGAACGGCACUAUCAUAGCCGUUGGUACGAUUCUUCAGACGAACGUCAAAGAGGAGAAGCCUCUCAAGAGCAUUGAGGACUUGGAAAGCGAACGAAAGGAAGCCAUGCAGACCCUUCCGACGCAGGUAAUGCUGAUGGACGCAACCAACCCAAACAAGAUGGUCGGCUCGUGUCAGAUUGAGUUAGACAUCAUGCCCGUGGAGUACGGUGCUUUUUGGGUUCAGCCCUUCGAGGGCGACAGGUUUGUCGUCGGGCUCUCCUACACCUUCGCUUGGGCGACGCACGGGGCGGUUGCUGGAAGCUACUACAGCUUUACGAUCGCUCUGCAUGAGGUCACCGGAGAGCAGUGCGCCGGCGUCGGCAAACGGUUCACGAGCAAAGACAUUGAGGUGAAGUGCACCAAGGAUCCACGAGUGAAAGUUCAUCGAUACUACGGAGGCCACCUGCCUUGUGUCUUCGAGAACGAGGUUGUUUGUCCGCCAGAAGCAGCGGGAAAGACAGUGAUCGCACUCGCUAGCUGGCACGAUGCUAUGAAUCUGCCGCACUUCAUGGAGUCCAACGCCUUCUUCUGUGACCAUCCUACCGGGCGUCGGUUGAACAACCAGACGGCCCUACAGGCUGCAACCCAGCUGGUGAAGAAUGAUGAAAGCGUGGGCUUUGGAUUCGAGUCGCAAGGUCAUCACGAAGGCCUCACUCGCAAGGCUCGCAGAGCUUUCCGCUCUCUGGCGAAGCACUGUCAUGAAAAGCCGCUGAAGUACAGCAUUGGGGCCGGAAUAAAUUACAUUCAGCUCGUGAAGAACAUCCCAUACGCAGGAGGAGCCAUGGGCACGGGUGACGGUACUUCCAACCCCAUGUCCGGUCAUUUUACACCGGAUGGAAGUUAUGUGUCCAACCCAUACCAGCUUUGGCGCCUAGGGGACGAUGCUGAACAUCGCAAGCGAUUGAGCGACCUGCUUCCUGAAAGUGUCUGCGCUGGUGGCAUCUGUGAGGGAAUGAUGCUCGGCUGCCAGAAGACGAAAAUCAGACCCAUCAACAUCCCCAAGAUCAGCUAUAAGUUCUCGCGCACCUUCAACUGGAUCCCACACGUCGGUCCAAGCGCACGACACGUUAUAGCUUACGGCCUGAUGGUUCUACCAGCUGCGGUCAAAGAAGCCGGCAGGGAGGCGCAGCAAAUGGAGAAAGCUUUGGAAGCGAAUGGCACCAAUCAGUCGCAACCCUUGCAAACGAUGGCCGAAGACUUUCAGAAGAUCUUUCAGCCUGAGCAGAGCCGCCGACUGCAGCAGAAACCUUUUCAGACUCCUGCCGGGGGUGAAUUCAGGGAAGAGACGCUGGACGACAUGGAGGCGCACCAUUCCAAACAUGGUGCUUUUGACGAGAUGGUCGUGCAGAUCACCGAACCCAUGCACUAUCCGAUAACGGACGAAGUCAUGGAAUACCUGUUGGCCGCGGAUGCUUUUCGCGGGCUAGAGGACGGUCGAGAGGCAACGCAUGGUCCAAUCAAGGUCAUUGGCUACGAGCUGCUGCACUCUCCAGGGGCUGUAGAAAAGAAGGCCAAAAAACACUCGAAGGUGAAGGAGACGAGCCCUUCCCAGCAGAGAGCACCGCGGACCACCCAAAGACUGUCAGAGGCAGAUUCGCAACUCUGGGAUGCGGCGCGCAGACACACACCAUCUCAAGGUGCGGUGCCACUGCGGACAGGCCUCGGACUCUGUGCCGUAGCAGCGGCACUUGCUUCGUCGCUGUGCGUGGCCUUACUCGCAAGGGGCAGACGAGGCUACUCAGCUUUGUCCUCACAGAGUGAAGCGAGUGAAGCGGCUUCCGCUUAG
This is a messenger RNA of Symbiodinium sp. CCMP2592, 2001 nucleotides long. The record is from the annotation of a GenBank genome assembly. NCBI's taxonomy places the organism in Eukaryota, Dinophyceae, Suessiales, Symbiodiniaceae.